AAACCCUCUGCUUCCCGCAGUUCAAACCGUCGCCAAACUCAAUUCCAACUGUUUCUCUCUCCAAUCUCAGUCAAGAAGGUUGUAGAAGCAGUAGCAAUCAUACAUAAGAAGCUUGUUUAAGUGUAUACAAAGUUUCACACACUUUGAUUGAGGUCAAAUAUGGCUGCAAAAGGUGGAAGGAAGAAUCUGAAGAGGGCGGUUAACGAUGCGACAUUAACUCUUCAACCGGGCCAAAGCGUUAUGCAAGUUGUCUCUCUGCGAGGCUCCAAUAUGAUUGAGGUUAUUGAUGCCAAAGGAGAAAAAACGUUGGCGAUUUUCCCAGCUAAAUUUCAGAAAAGCAUGUGGAUAAAACGCGGUAGUUUUGUUGUGGUUGAUGACGGUGGGAGAGAGCAGGCUAUCGAGUCAGGAAGAAAAGUGGCCUGUGUUGUUCUUCAAGUUCUUUUCCAUGACCAAGUUAGAGUGUUACAAAAGUCUCCAGAAUGGCCAGAUAUAUUUAAAUCAGUUACGGUUGAUAGUUCUAUUGGAAACUCUGAGCGAACGUCUUCAACUACACAGGAAAACAGCGAGUUGGAUUCUUGUGACGAUGAUGAUGAUGAUGGGUUGCCGCCAUUGGUGGCCAACACAAACAGAAGAAUACGCACGGAGUUGCAGUCAGCUUCAGAGUCGGAUUCGGAUGUAGAAGAUUCUUAAAGAGUGUAAUUUUACUAAGAUCAUGAUUCUUGUUUUUCCGUAGCUAAGAUCAUGAACGAACGGGUUGGACCGUAAAAACUAAGAAGAGAACGAGUUAGAUUGUUUCGUAUUU
Molecule: messenger RNA, 802 nt
Organism: Helianthus annuus (common sunflower)
Lineage: Eukaryota; Viridiplantae; Streptophyta; Magnoliopsida; Asterales; Asteraceae
Product: probable RNA-binding protein EIF1AD
Exons: 5
Coding region: 160-690 (176 amino acids)
Biological process (GO): translational initiation
Cellular component (GO): nucleus
Molecular function (GO): RNA binding; translation initiation factor activity
Source: RefSeq, a predicted model, not a curated record